GCUUUACUCUGAGUGGUACGAUGCAGGGCCGUACGCAGAAUCGCAAGGUAAUGAAAACGCCGUGUGCUGCGUAUGGAUCAUACAUGCAGGCGAACCGAACUGACUGAAUGCGAACAUUCCUCGCGCGCAUCCGGCGUGCAAAUCUGCACUGCCCUGCAGUCAUCUUGAGCUGCUGGCUUCUGAUCUCUGCUCUUACACUCACUUCUGCUGUUUCACGAUCAACUGUUUAGUUUCUCGUUCCUACACUGGGUCAUUACUUUCGCUGAAGGCUCGUCGAGUAAUUCUGCUGGUUCCUGGAACGGCGCAUUCACAUGUUCGCUUCGAGAUGAAGUGGUUUAGCCCUGCGAGAGCGCUAGCCGCCCUCAGUCUACUUUCGACGGACGCUGUGCGACAUGUCAGUGCGAUUGAUUUGGAUCCUGCCUCACCAGAAUCAAUCAAAGAUGCAGCAUCGAAGAUUGCAAAAGAGCUGGUCGCGCAAUAUGCGACCAAAGACAACGCGGGCGUGCAUGUCCUCGGUGGCUAUCCUGGAGUACUGUAUCCGCCUUACUACUGGUGGCAAGCAGGAGCUAUGUUCGGGACGUUGCUUGAUUAUUGGAGGUAUACUGGGGAUGAUCAGUACAACGACAUGAUGCGCGAAGGCAUGAUACAUCAAUUCGGCGAGAAGCUGGACUUGAUGCCAUAUAAUCAGUCGAAGAACGAAGGAAACGAUGACCAGGUCUUCUGGGCAUUCACCAUGAUGUCCGCUGCAGAGUACAACUUCCCUGCGCCUCCUGACGACAAACCAGGCUGGCUCGCGAUGGUUCAGUCUGUAUUCAACCAAUUCGUCAAGCGCUAUCAGAAGGAGGUUGAUGACGGCAAUUGUGGUGGUGGAAUGCGGUGGCAGAUCUACCCAUGGCUGAACGGCUGGACGUAUAAAAACACGGCAUCGAAUGGCGGCCUUUUCCACCUGGGCGCCCGACUCGCCAUGUACACGCAAAACGACACAUACGCUAAAUGGGCCGAGAAGGCAUACGACUGGAUGGACAACAGCGCGUUAAUUGAAGAGGACGGCACUAUCAACGAUGGCAUGAGCAUGACUACGGACCCGCCGUGCAAAGAAGCAGACAGGAUACCUUGGACCUACAACUACGGCAUCAUGAUUGCAGGAGCCGCAUACAUGUACAACUACACCAACGGCGCCGAAAAAUGGCGUUCGGCACUCGCUCGACACCUGAACAAAACCGAACAAUUUUUCCCAGAGUACUACCGGGGCAUCAUGACCGAAAUCUGCGAAGCAAAAGAACUUUGCAACACGGACCAAGAAUCCUUCAAAGCCUACCUCGCACGCUGGCUGGGUGUUUGCAUACAAAUGGCGCCCUGGACACACGACAUUAUCAUGCCGCACCUGCAAACGUCCGCUAAAGCCGCAGCGCAGACGUGCGUCGGCGCCAGCAAGCACGGCGCGGGCAACUACGCCUGCGGCACGCGCUGGUGGUGGGAGGGCUUUGACGGCGUUCAGGGCGUCGGGCAGCAGAUGACGGCGCUGAAUGUUAUAUCUGUGCUGAACGUGGAUCGCGUUGCGCCGCCGUAUACGUCCAAGACGGGCGGCGAGAGUAAAGGUGAUCCAGGACUGGGCACGGGAAGUGUCGAUGAUGAUAUUCCCCAGCUGCACACCCAUCCCAUGACUACGGCGGAUAAGGCAGGAGCGUCGAUUUUGACGAUACUUGUCAUGGCGUUCGUGUUCGGUGGUGCGUGGUGGCUUUGUAUUGAGUAAAGAGAUGGGUUGAAUAAUGGCAAACUGGCGGGCAUGUAGCUGGUGGAGUUCUGGCGUUCGGUCCACGAGGAGUUUAUAUGUGUGCAGUCUGUGCACUGACAGCGCCAUCUAUUGAUGCACGGCUUUUCUUGGUCUAGGGAGAGGUUUCGGGAGGUCACACGGUUUCCUCAUAGCACUGAUAUUAUGGGGGUACUUUGGAACACUAGCUGUUGCAUUGACAUUCUCCCUAGAUUAAACAAUCCAUUAGUACGCAGCCAAAGCAGG
Molecule: messenger RNA, 2017 nt
Organism: Didymella exigua CBS 183.55
Lineage: Eukaryota; Fungi; Ascomycota; Dothideomycetes; Pleosporales; Didymellaceae
Product: glycoside hydrolase family 76 protein
Exons: 4
Coding region: 326-1753 (475 amino acids)
Biological process (GO): fungal-type cell wall biogenesis; carbohydrate catabolic process
Molecular function (GO): mannan endo-1,6-alpha-mannosidase activity
Source: RefSeq, a predicted model, not a curated record